Molecule: messenger RNA, 936 nt
Organism: Lagopus leucura (white-tailed ptarmigan)
Lineage: Eukaryota; Metazoa; Chordata; Aves; Galliformes; Phasianidae
Product: putative ATP-dependent RNA helicase TDRD12
Exons: 5
Biological process (GO): transposable element silencing; germ-line stem cell division
Source: RefSeq, a predicted model, not a curated record
AUGGUGUUGCUCAAACUAAGGAAGCAGAAGACUCUUCACUGCAUCAGCAGAAAUGUUUCCAUCCAAAAAUAAAAUGGUUUGAAAAUGAAGAGGCUGUUACAGUGAAGGUUCAAAUAGCAAGGAUAGCUGACUACAAAUGUGAAUUCUCUAAGGAAAAGGUAAUUUUCAGUGCCUGCUCAGAAGGCAGAUUUUACUUGGCCGAUAUGGAACUGUAUCAGUGUAUACUUACAGAAAAGUCUGCGUGUGUGAUUAAGGAUAAAGAGGCUAUUAUUGUCCUCAGAAAAGAGAAAAAAGGAGCAUGGUGCAAGUUACUAAAGAACAAGAAUCCUCACGUGUCUUUUGACUUUGAAUACUGGGAAGAUGAUGAAGACAAAGGCCCUUUUCCAGUUGGUACUAAAAAGCUGCAUUGCACUGCUGCAGUGACAGAAGAACUGGUUGACUUUUCAGAAGACAGUGGUGCAGAAAGUGAUGAGUAAUUGGGAAAUGUCUGUUUUUUGUUUCUGUUAAGGUUAAUAUUGUAAAGUAGUAUCUGUUGCACUCCCAAAAUUGAUGGAACUAAAUGUAUAGAUUGCAGAAUUGCCUUUAAUUUUAGGAGGAUGAUGGUAAGCAAAGACCUUACUUGGGUUCUAAGCAUCUGGAGAAAUACUCUACAUGAUAACUUCAUAUAUAUGUAUUCCAGUGUCUUUACUUCAGAACUUUUGGCUUUAAUGAUUUUGUGCAAAUAUGUACAUGUAUUUACGUUGAAGAGCUUCUAAUUUACCUUUCUGAGUUUGCUGUGGUAGCAGUAGAUAAUUUUUUUUUUGUGGUUUAAUAAGUUCUGAUGAGCGGUUGAUUGUUUCUACCACAAGCCUCCAUGUGCAUACAGCAUCAGCUUUGUAACUGCCUGUUUGUCAGCUCUGCAUAAAUAAAUUCAGAUGGCAAUCUUCCUUUGACUGC